Macrobrachium nipponense is the source of this 2660-nucleotide messenger RNA. RefSeq lists its product as uncharacterized. Lineage: Eukaryota; Metazoa; Arthropoda; Malacostraca; Decapoda; Palaemonidae. The transcript is spliced from 7 exons. The record is from RefSeq and is a predicted model, not a curated record. Bases 721 to 1998 code for a protein of 425 amino acids.
CUGGUAGUACUAUUGCACAUUCAAACGGGAAAUAACCUAGACUGAAGUCAAGGUUUUUGUAGGUCAGUCAUUACCAUUUCAAGAUAAGUGUUCUUAUGUAUUCAUUCAUGUAGCAGGAAUUUGGUCACUAAAAUCUAAAGAUAAUAAGCUACUUUAGAUAGUAAACACUAGACUCAUAAUCGCAAGUUAGCGUUUCUCGAUCCUUAAUGCUUCUUCUCCGGUGUGCUUCGCAUGACUGUGGUGUUCAUAGACUUUCAGUCUUUGAAAUUUCAGCCUUUCUCAUUAUCAAUAACAAAUAGUAGCUUCCUUGAAUAGUUAUGCUAUUCAAACCAAAUGUUCUAUAAGUUAUCAAUUUUCAUAUCCAAAGGGAUGAAUGUUACAGUAUUUAUGCAUGAUAUUUGGUAAAUAUGCAAAAUUAGCGGUAACUUUGAUUGCUUCUAAAACUUAUCACAAUUACCAAAGUUACUGAUAUUUAUGCACUUUCUACAGGUGAUAAGUUAAUGAUUCAUUAAAUGUAAUACACUAUAUCGGACUUUAGUUUAUUAUAAGAUGUUAAAUCCUAAAUCUUUAAGAAUUUAGACAUUCAACACAUUUCGAGGCAGUUAAGCCCCUAUUCACCCUUACCUCCACCCACAAGCAGAAAAAAACAACAGAGCAAGAAAGCAACUAAGAAGAUAAGCAAGAAAAAAUAGGAAAGAGGGAAGGAAAUAUAAAACAAAAAUGGCAAUGUGUCUAAGGAAUCUCUCGAGCAGCGAAGACGAGGACGCCUUGGAAGGGGGAAGAGGAGAUGAAGAAGAAGAAGAAUCCUCGCCGAUCAGCGACAGUCCAUUCUUCUCGGUUUCCUCACCAGGUGACUCUGAUGUCUUCCUUCAAGAGUCGGCUUUUGGUUCCUUCACUUCGUACGGGGAACCAGGCAGUGUGGCCUUCCCUGCAACCCCAUCCUACAUGAGUAGCAAGCAGUCAUCUUCCUCUAGCGUGAAGAGCAGGUCAUCACAGCGCAGCUCGAGUAGCGACAGCAGCGCCUCGACCACCAAGCAAGGAACAAUGACCAAACUCUUCAGGAGGUCCGUGUCCCUCAUCGUCAGGUCCCGGAGCGGCGUGGAGCUCUCGUCGAUGGAGUCCUUCGAGUUCACCAGUCCUCUGAGUCAGAUCAAAGACAGUCUCCUGCACAUUUACCGCACGAACACGCUGCCUCAUCAGGGUCUGUGUCGCUUCCAUGAGAUGUUGGCAGAGCUGGUGUUCAGUGGCGGGGGAGGGUGCUUCGAGAGGUGGUGGAAGGAGGAGGUGGUACCAACGGGGACGCGAAUGUUGGCAGUUAUGGUGGCGUGUCCCAAAGAUGGCGACCAGAUAGAGGCACUUCUCAACUCUUGGCAUCUUCUUUACAGGAAGACCUUGCCUUUAUUGCAGGCUGCCAUGGUGCCUCUUAAUACCAUAAACGUAAGGAAGGAUGUCCUAGAGGCCUUUCGGGACAGCGUCUUGCCCUACUCUGGAAUCAAGACAGCCCUUAAGUCUGAGGCCCGGAUGAUGAAGGAGAGACGGUGGAAAUUGAAGCAAAUGAUUCUGAUAUUGGCGAGACUAGGCCCAUGCCAGUGUCGCCUGACCCGUCGUGAGGAAAGGAGGUCCCAGGACGAGAAUAAGGUAGCAGACUUCUCGCUCGGAUCCUCGAGCCCACUGGAGCCUGUCCCGGAAGUGGCACCUUCGAGUACCAUCUCGGACCUUGGGCCAUCCUUACCCUCACCGUGGAAUGCCCCCAGGAUCAACGAGCUAGUUUACCUGCUCAUGGAUGAGCGAGGGGACGAAAGGACUGAAAUCUCUUCUUCACAGCUGGAAGAGAUCCUACACCUUCACCACGGACAGGGAGACAAUUUCCAGUUUAAUAUCAAGCUCUCCAGUCUUCAGCGUCAAGAGAGACUUCCCUCGCCGGGACACUGGCUCACGAGGAAUCCUACGAGCGUUCACUCCUUAGAGGAGCUACUGAGGUCUGCUGCCUCUCGAUGAUUGUUGGAUUAUUCAAUAUCGUUGUUAAAAUAGAUUUUUCGUUGAAUUUUAAUAACAAAAGAUUCUUCUUCAUCCUCAAUUUUUUCUUGUAUGGAAAUAAUUAUGCUCAAUUCUUGUAAACUGAACUGUACAGACGAAGAUUUUUUCAGUUUUGGGUCAUUUAAGAGAGAGAGAGAGAGAGAGAGAGAGAGAGAGAGGACAAUUGAGAUGUGGAAAUUUAUUCUCAUCUUUGCAAUUUCAAACGAGCAGGAAAAUAUUUACUCUCGGUUCUGGGUCAUUGAGAGAGAGAGAGAGAGAGAGAGAGUAAAACUGUCAAAGGACGAAGUGGACGAAGAUAUUUAUUAUUUUAUUCCUUUUGACGAAAAGCUUAAGAAUAACCUAUAAUUUCCAGAGUGAAUCUUUCAUUUAAACUACCAAGGACUAAAAUAACCGAACCACCUUAAUACUUUUUUUUAUUAUUUGCUCCAGAAGCAUUGUGCCCAAUGAAACAAACCUAAAAAUGCUAAUUUGGACGUCGUGGUUGUCAAUGUUUAUUUCCUUCUUGGAUGCAAAACUAUCGACAGCUUGUGAUAAACUAAAGUGGUUGACCUUAUGUCUAGUUAAAUGACUUUAUGAACAGUUUUAUUUUUGGUAGUUGCUGUUUGGAAUCUAAACACAUCGAA